UUUUCUUUUCUCUCUUUUUUUAUAAUGACAAAAUGAAAGCUUUCAAUUGACUUUUACUCCCCAAGAUGAGCUGAUAAAGAACAUGGUAAAAAAGAAAACCAUUUUAAUAACUACUUUCUCUUCAUCUUUCUCCAUUCUAAACUUAAACUUCUCUCUCUCUACUUCAUCUGCAAAUUGAACAGAAUGGGAGAAAAGAUUGGUGCCCUCUGUUUUUAAGGCAGUGAACUGUUAGAAGCCAGGAAAGGAGAGUUGACCUCCGUCUGAUUUUACAAUGCCAGCUCCUCUUGCUCCAUAUCCGACACCUCCAGCGCCAUAUACUCCUGCAACCAAUGGUUCUCAAAGCCAGCUUGUGUGUUGUGGAUGUCGAAAUCUAUUACUCUAUCCGGUUGGAGCAACUUCUGUGUGCUGUGCUGUUUGCAAUGCAGUAACAGCUGUGCCACCUCCUGGCACAGAAAUGGCCCAGUUGGUUUGUGGAGGCUGCCAUACCUUGUUAAUGUACAUUCGUGGAGCCACAAGUGUUCAAUGUUCGUGUUGUAACACCGUCAAUCUGGCCUUGGAAGCAAAUCAGGUGGCACAUGUAAAUUGUGGGAACUGCAGAAUGUUACUCAUGUACCAAUAUGGCGCACAAUCUGUAAAAUGUGCAGUUUGCAAUUUUGUGACAUCAGUUGGGGGCUCAGCAAGUGCUGCCGAGCAGAAGUUCAACAGCUAAAAUUAUUUUACAUCCCAAGUUGAUUAUUAGAAACUACAGCCUGGGUUUUGCACAUUACAAAAUAUCCUCCUCCACGGGUGCAUUCCUCAGCAAAACUGUUGUAUAGAGUUAUUUUUCCUUUGCGUGACCUAUUUAAAUAAGCAGUCUAUGUAUGAAAAGUAUUUCCAUCAGAGAAGACUUUAAUAGGUUGAACAAUCGGUUCUCCUGUAAGAUAACUUCGUUUUCUUUUACUUAGCCAUGAG
Durio zibethinus is the source of this 951-nucleotide messenger RNA. Its product is annotated as protein LOL1-like. The record is from RefSeq and is a predicted model, not a curated record. Lineage: Eukaryota; Viridiplantae; Streptophyta; Magnoliopsida; Malvales; Malvaceae.